Molecule: messenger RNA, 5187 nt
Organism: Babesia ovata
Lineage: Eukaryota; Apicomplexa; Aconoidasida; Piroplasmida; Babesiidae
Product: ribosome binding protein
Exons: 1
Coding region: 1-5187 (1728 amino acids)
Source: RefSeq, a predicted model, not a curated record
AUGGAGAAGCAUGGAGUCAGGUUAAGCACCCUCAGGGACUGCUUUGAGUUCCUGCAGUGGUUGCAUAGCGGGGGAGGAAAAAAGAUGCAAGACAAGGUGGCCAGAGAACUGGUGACGCGUUAUGGAAAUUCUUAUAAUCGUAUUUUGUUUACGGGCAAGCUGCCACCUGCUGUCUCCGAAUUCCUCGAACACGUGUCCACGUUCUAUAAGAAAUUAGUAGCUACACCAAUUGAGAAAAGUUAUGUCAAUCCGAGAGCAAACGAUGUCACCGAUGCGCUUCUGGAGUGCGUUCCCAAAUUCCUAGCCGCUUUGUAUUUUUUGCUCUACAAUGUGGAUUAUAAGUUCGAAGAAGUGGGAGGAGGGAAGUGGAGGUAUGAUAACCCUGGGUGGGAGACUACUUGGGUGAGAUAUCCGUGGCAGAAAGAGUAUGGAGGUGGGCUGCAGGAUUAUCUCAGGGCGUCACUGAGCGUUAAAUACGGUGGCCUCAUAGCUGGUGGGUUCAGUGAAAACGAGGUGACGUAUGGUUAUGACUAUAAUUCUCGCUAUGGUUACUGGUACGGUGAGAGCAUGGUAAAUGACCUUAAAGCGAUUCUGGACAAUAAGCUCCACAAUUAUUUCCGGGACGUAUUUUUUACAACAGUCAUUUCUAAAACUGGUGCCGGCACUCAUAAAGUGAACACUGCGAACGUUCUUGCAUUGGUGAAAACGUUUUGUGAGAUUGUGGCUGCUGAGGCAAAGAGGGGUACUGACGGCGGUAAGUUGAUAAAAGCUUUGGAAAGGGAGUUUAAAAGUAGCAAAAAAUGCAUAAAUUGGAAUAAAUUAAAAUCCCAUUGUUCUAGAUUGAACUCAGAAUUGGAAAAGUUGUUCAAGAUCGAGGGCUUUUCCUACACAGGCCAGGCGCGGAAUGUUAAUGAGCUUAACACUGAUACAUUUGCGGGGGAGACAGCAAAAUGGUUUAGACAACAUUUGCACGAAGUUCAAAAGAAUGUGAAACGAAUAGAUAAAAGUUUCCCAGUCGACGACACUCGAUAUUUGAAUGUUCUUCAGCAAUUUGCAACAGAAAACAUAUUCCCCUACGGUUUUAUAUUUGGUAAAGGACGAUAUGGAACGCUGGGUGAGGCGUGGAAGACGUUGUCAGAUCAUUGGGACAGUGUCAUAGGUAUGCUUGGCAGAGACGGUGACGGUUUGGAUAAGUUAAAAAGAAUUCUGGAUGGUGAGGAGUGCCGUACGCCGGCUCCGCCCCCAAAACCGCGCCCCAGGCCGGCGCCUGCGCCCAGGCCCCCGAGGCCUGCAAGACCUGUGCCACCACACCAGCCUUCCAGGACUCCGGGUGUAAGGACAACCGGUGCAAGGCAUCUUGAAGGUUGGUUGUCUAGUGGGAGUCCUGUUUCUGGUGUUAGAGGAGGAAAUAUAGGAGGGAGGGGGAAUAAUAAUAGAGGAGGGGGAUCGGGGGCUCACAGUAGAGGAGGGGGGCAAAACAGUGGAAAGGCACGGGGGACCACAAGAAAUGGAAGACACCACUCAGGGCCUCGAGGUGCUUCAGGAGCCAGGGGCGCACAGAGAAGCAGUGUUCCAGGGCAUACGGGAUCUACUAAGCCCCAACCCUUACAACCUCAAAAUGAUCUCCAGUCUCAUCCUCAACAAGCACUUCCACCUACUGCCGCCAGUGCUCCUGGAGACCCUGCCAUCCCUAUUCAGCCAGGGGGCCCGGGUCCAAUUUCAACAGACAGUGUUACUCCAGGUACACGGACUACUUCAUCUCCACAAGAUGUUCUUACUCAGACUCCGAGUGUCUCAGGUUCAAACACUGGGUCAGAUGGUGUCCAGGGGACUGGCCAACAUGGUGGUGGAGGAGCCGGGCCACCAGGUGGUGGGCACAGUGUUGGUCAAACACAGACUCCGUCUAAUAAUGUUAAAAAGUGUGAUGGUGUAUCCAUGUCUAUGAAUGGAAAGUCAGUGUGUUAUAGGCAGCCUACGAUUCCUAAGCCAACUAGGCCAUCCACCCUUUACCUUCCGUCCGAUGUUGAGGAGAAGAUUAAAAAAGCGGAUGUAGCGUAUCGCAAAAAGGAGGAAGAGGACAGACGCCAGGCGGAAGAGGCUUGGGAACGCAGGCGUCAGCAGAUGUAUGAUCAAUAUGACAGUGAAAUGCGUCAAAUGCAGCAGGCGCAAUUGUUGUCCGUUGAGGGCUUUAAUGUUAGCGAUGCGAUGGAUGGGAACGCUUUGCCGGACGUCUCCGCCCUUGUAGCGCAGAAACAAAAGGAGGCGGAGGAGAGAUCUAUAAGGCGUAAUAUUCAAUUUCUGCAAACAAUUCAAGAUGAUAUUAACAAUAAUCCUAAUAGUAAGAAUGCCGAUUCGGUGUUCAUGUCAGGCACUCCAAUCUCAGAGCCUGCCGCCCUGGUAGGGAGACCCGUGAAACAGACUCCAAACCACGGCCAGGCGGAAACAGAUACUCACAAACAGCUACAGCCGAAUUCAAGUAUAGUCGUGGGUGAUAAGGUUUUGCCAACCCGCAAGCGUGCCAAGCCCCUUCUGCCAGUCCCCCCUGUUGGUGUCCCCAUGGGUCACGCAAUAGAGCCGCCGAAAUUGCCGAGAGCUCCAAAAACUCUGUCGGCACCAAAAGAUAUGCUGGACGUCACAGGCCAGCCUAUCACCCACACAGCAUUAGAAGAUCCGUUGCCACCGCCCCCAGCUCUCAAGCCGCCUGAGCCUGUGGAGCAGUAUCCCCCUAAGCCUGUCAAAGUUGACACGGAAGACAUGACAAAAUAUCUAGGGGUCUCUGAAGUAAUCCUGACAAAGUCCACUGGCAGUGAUAUAGCAGUUCCCCCACCUCACAAGGUGGACACUCAUCCGCCGCCAUCUCUGAUAGACGCAUGGACCAUCCCCAACCCCAAAAGAAACCGUCCCGUGUCACCUCCCCCAGCCUUCAAAUCGCCUAAGACGCCGCCGACCGCUGACGUCAAAAUUCCAAGCAUCGAAAUAUCACCAGACUCACGUAUUAUGACGGAGUCAAUGCUUGAUGUCAUGGGUUCUCCCACCACUGCUACUAACACAGCCCAUCCCUUGCCACCGCUCUCAGCCUUGAACCUGCCCUGGCAGCGUGAUGACACUGUUAGUAAAUUGCCUCUCGCAGUAACGCUUAAGGACCAUGAUAUUGCAGACUUGACACACGUCGCUAGCGAAGUAAUAAAAAUUCCAAUAGCUCAACUUACUGGAGAUAGUAAUUUGGCGGUAUCUGUUAAACAGGAACUCACAGGGCAGCCUGUUGCGGACACUAUGUUAUUAAAUCCCGCUCACCCUCCAAUCGAAUUAGAAAUCGAAAAGCGGCACAAAACUGAGAUUGCGUUCGACGCGCAAAUUGAAGCGCCACCCACAGCAACACAAGGCUUCACGAAACCACCGUCUCGGACUACCGUACCACCUAUGGAGUGGAUUGAGCCUGCCAUUUCCAUGAUGUCGUUGCCAGGUAAAGCUGCGGACGCAUUCACUGUCAGCGUGGAUGAACAUGAUAAUGUGAUAAAUCCAGGCGCUGCGGAAUUUCUGAAGAAGUUUGAUCUCAACACAACGCCGGAUGUCUAUCAAUGCCAAAACCCCUGGUACGUCCCCGAUUCCUCCACCACUACCGUCACUCCACCCCUCUCCCCGCCCCCAGACACGGACCAUCUGCCCCCGCCAGACACCGUCAGGGAAAUGCUCCACUGGAUGGUUGGAUUGAAUCAAUAUGGGUAUGUUGGUAUCAUUACUGAGCAUGUUGCAGGUCUUUUGGAGGAUAUUAACAAGGAUGUAUCUCAGCCUCAUGAUGCCCUUGACAUCACUGAGAAACCAUACAACCUGGACGCUACCCAUGUCUCCAACACCCUGACCGAGGCAUGUCACUACGCUGCAAACUUUCUCUACAAGAUUAAACACAAUGGCAAUUCAAAAACUGUUUCAACCCUUGAUUUCAAAUCGGAAUAUUCCAAGCUUUGUUAUUCCAUCGACCCCGCCUGCCUCCUCUGCCAGCUGCGGGACUACGUCUACGCCUGCUGCCACCAGUUGGAGUUCCUAAAGGCGCAGUGUAAUCGGAAGGAAUCUGAAGGUGGUUGGCAGAAUUGUCCGUACGGCCAAGAUACCAAGACUCCGUCCCCCCUCCAGGCCUUCCUGACUGACGGCCCCGACUCCAAGUUCCAGACUCAUCCCUUCGACUCGUGCAACAUCUGCCGCAAGAGCCGUGUCAACAUGGGAUUCAAGCACAGUGAUUUGCCUGUAUCUCAGCAAACUGGCAACAUUCUUCUCACCAUCCUCACUCCCACCUGCGGCGGCGAGGAUCCCCUGCUGACGCUGUGCUCUUACCUCAACUGCAUCACCAGGCGGACGCCGCGCACCGCCGGGGAGCUUGCCUCGUUCUUCCACAAUUUCGGGAAUGAGCUUCAUGAUGUGUCUCUCAAGUUGUCUCCACUGGGCUCCGCCCUCUCCGAGCCACAUCGACACUGCCCCGACUGGGACCACCUUGCUGCCGACGACCUCAAUGCCAUCCAGUACAUCCGGGGCCCCGCCCCUCCCACCUCCAACCACGACAAGGACCAUCCCAAGACCCUGUCCGCAAUAAUUGGCUGCGGCAUCGAUAAUGUCGACUGCCCACAACUCAUGAAGACCAUCACCUACCGGGCCUACGCCCUGUACUCUCCGACCUUCGCCCAUACCUACCUCAGCUGGACUGUCUAUCUGCCCGACAGACUGUGGGAGUCACUGACCAAGCUGCACUGUGAUCUCGAGGAACUUCAAUGUCACGCCGCCAAGCCCAAGCCCCUCCACCAGUGUGACAAGGCGCUGCCCCUCCUCUACACUCACGGCCUCACCCCGCCGGACGGGACACUGCAGCCUUCACUCACGUGUUCACAGUUCAUCGCCAAGUUGGAGGCAGUGGUCGCCGGACAGCCUAUCGCAAGCCUCAUGACCGCCAUGGACCUUUUCCUUUACGGCAUCCGGGAGCCCUUCCUCUUCACCAUCGUCGCACUCUGGCUCACCGCCACGCUCUACAUCCUCCACUCACUCCUCUACCGCAUCGACGUCCUACGCAUCCGCUCGCACCUCCUCACCACCAGGGCCUCCCACCUCAUCGACGUCAAGGCGCUGCUCGCCGGCAGCCGCAGGAUGCUAUCACUCUACAAGGACGUCGAUUACUUCGACGACGACUUUCACUCAUCAUAG